AUGACGACCAAUUACAGAUCGCUAAAGACAGCGGUGGACUACGAAUACGGGUAUAUGAUGAAACAAGGGAUCGGGGAAGAAAAGAGUUGGAGAGCAAAGAAAGACCACCCAUUUGACGACCAUGCAAAGAGAACAAAAUUGGGACAAAGUAACACCUCCUUGAAUAACCCCCAUUCGAAGUUCUUCCAUUUUGAAAGUGGAAGUGCCAAAUUGGUGGAAGCGAAAAAUGGGUAUGACAAAAAUGAUCGCAAGGGUGAGCAAUCUGAGAAUGAUCUAACAGCAACACAGGGAACUGCUACAAAUGGGGAAAUUUUCUUUAAAAAAAAAAACAAAAGCUACAAAGAUGACACAUUAGGGAAGUCCACGAUGGAAGACAACACAGUUACCCCGUCGAAUGGGAAGAAGCGCCAUUGGAUAGACGGACGGAAUGAAAAGAGUCAACACAGUGAACAAAAUUUGAAGAGGAAAAAAAUAAAUGAAAUUAUAAAUAAGUACAGGAAAAAUAUGACAAUACUGCAUGGUAGAACAAGCAGUGAAGAUUCAGUUAACUGUGACGGAGUCAAUUCAAAGGAAGAUGGGUGCAUCUCCCAUUUUGGUGGUACCUACAAUUUGAGGGGGAGUAAUCAUAACCAUUGUGUCGACGCAGAUGAGGCAACUCAUCUGCAGGGGGGGGAGAAUCCCCGGGAUGGUAAGAAGAGCCAAGUAUGUGAUAAGCACAAUGAUGAGAGUCACCAGUGGGAUACGUUAAGGUCUCUUCAAAGGGGACAUAAAGAAAUGAAAGAAAGUUCAACUGAGGAUAUUGCUGCACGUCCAGAAGGUGAAGGGAGUGUGAAAUGGUUAAAAGAGAACAUCUCGAAAAAAAAUUCCGAGCCAACAAAAAGUGGUGAAAAUGGCGAGCGAAGUUAUAUGAGCAGGUAUCCCCUCCUUUUGGAACAACGAAAGAAGGAAUACUAUUAUGGUAGCUCCGAAAAUUUGAUAAAUUUGAAAAAUUACGGCAUAAGUUUGGGUUAUAAAGACGGCCAUGGUCAUGGGGGGGCCAAAAGUAAUUCAAAGCUUUCAUCCCUUUUGAGCGAAAGAAAAAAGGAGGUAAUGGAAGAGGAAGAACCUCCUAUUAAACUGCAUGCACCCAAUGGGGCAGAUAACCUUUUGUCCAGUGUUAAUCUCCCCAAGGUGUAUUACUCCUCCGAAGGGGAAAAGCAGUAUAGCGCAUUGGACACGCAUGAGGGUCUCUCCUACGGGGGGAGGGACCUUCAGAAGGGUAAAGACAGCGGUGAUACAAUUCGGGGUAACACCCGCCUGUGUGAUGAUGAUUCCACCUCGAAUAUUUAUCACGCACCCAUAGGCGAGGAAAAAAGCAACUCUUUAAAUUUUGACAAAUCCGCCGGUAUUCAGGGCAACCUAAUUAAAGGCGCAACCGAGGUAAUCUCCACGGGCAAAUUUUCCCACUUUAAUAAACUGUUUAACCAGGCGGCAUUCACGGAUGAUGAGAAAAGGAUCAGAGAAAGAUUCGAGCAAGUGAAACAAAUGGAGAAGACGAUCAAUUUUGAGGAAGGUGUAUCCAGUCAGAAGGGGAAAGGGGAGGAUAAGCAGAAUGAAGGAAGGAAAGAAGCACACCAUGUGGGUGAGCCCCUAGGCGAAGCAGGUAACGCAGCGGGGCGUAGUGAAGGUGGAGAGGGUAGCCUCAAAGGUUGGAAGGAAGCGACAGAGGAGAAGACAAAUGUGGAGAACAAAUUUGGUGAAUAUAAAAUUGGUGAGGAAAAUUCCCCACUGGGGGGUAAAGAAGCGUCAGGAGGUACUGCUAAUAAAGAGCUGACAUCAAAGAGGGAGACCAAGUUAAGAUACACUUUCGAAGUUGGGGAGACCAAACUUCAAGGGAAAAAAGAAGAACAUGAACCAGACGAGAGGAAAAAUUCGUACCUUCACCAGGAUGAUACAAAUGAGUACCCACGUGAGGAAAAAAGCAUAAGCAACUUCAAGGACCAGGGGAAAUACGAAACGGUUAAGGCGAACCGUCCCAGUGAACAACACAUUCAUGAUCGUGAUAAGACAUCCCCAUGGACGGGGGAGAAUAAAGACAGGAAUCUUUCUCUUUACGAUAAGAUUAAAUAUUCUGUCCUGAGUAAAGGGGAAAAGGAUCCCCAAUUGGAAAAAGGAGAGAAGGUAGACAAUUGCCACGUGGAACCGAUUUCGGAUUACAGCAGAAAUGGGCUUAGCAUAGAACAGAGUAAAAAAUGGGAUGACUUGAGGGAGAAGUAUCUAGACCUGAAAAGAAAACAUGCCAUUGGUUCGAAUGGAGGAAAAGAUCUUUACGCUUUGGGGAAAGAGAAGGAAAAAGGCGCCAGGAUGUCAAGCCAAGAAAGGGACAAACUGUGUAACUUAUGGGUUGAAGGAAAAACGAAUAUGGGGGAAAAUCUCCCAUCAAGAAAUGGAGUGGUACCCCAUUUGGAUCAAUCACUUAGGAAAAAGGCAGAGCAAAGAAGCCAAAAAAGGGCAGAAUCGGAAAAGGCAAAGGGUAUGACCACCAACUCGCGCAUCCAUGCGUUAAGUAACGAUAGGACAGCAGGGUAUAGGAGUAAUGGCUUACCAACUCGUAGCGAAGGUACUGAAAACAGCAUCGGCAAUCGCAGCCGAAAUUGGGAAAAGGAGGAGAGGGCUUGCACAGAGGAGCCUUCCCAUCAGGCAAUUAUAGAGAGAUUGAAAAGCGGCAAGGAUAAAAAUCUCCUCAGUGGAGACCUGCGUAACAAAUAUGUCCGUAGUCCAUCCCGCCAGACAAAUAGAGGAAAGAGUGGGGAAGUAGAAAAAGGUUGGAAAUUUUCCUCCACCAAGGUGCAGAAAAGGGGAGAAACCCAAUUUGAGGUGUUCACCACGACAGGAGGCAAGAAGAAGGAGAAGGAAAAUUCUUCACAUAUCAGUAUGGUCAACACAAACGACACUACCCAUGAGCAGGAUAAAGGAGGGACACACCCCAGUGAGGAUCACAUUUUAAAAAAGUAUCGUCAUUUUUUGGGGAAAUCACCCCCACGUAGGAGUCCAUACGUAGGAGCCAAUAAAGUGAACGGAUACCCAAAGGAACUGCUUCACAAAAGUGUAGUGUUAAAAGGAAAGGGAAAAAGUAAUCAACCUGUGAAUAGCCUAAGGGGGGAGAACAAUCGCAGUGGUGAAUUUGCUCUACCAACCGAUCUGGCAAAGAAGAAACCUCCCAUGUGGAAAGGAAUGUUAGGCGAUGAGUUCAUGCAAAGGAUGAGCAAAUUGAACCCUCAGAAGAAGGAAAAAGUCAACUUAGGAGUAAAGUCCAAAGCGAAGAAUCCACUCUUCCAUUCGACGAAUUCCCAAACAGAUAUGCACAAAAAGAACAUCGUUGAAAAUAUUCCGAAUGAUCUGCACGUAUCGAAUAUAGACAGCCUAGAGGAAAUAAAAAAAAAAUAUGAAAAUGUGAUUAAACGAGUGAAGGAAAAUCUUUCUACUGACAAGAACUACUCCAAGUUGCGUCCAGAGGGGAAGAGAACCAACUCGAAUGAAAGGAUAAAAGAAAAUUUAGACAUGAUUAAGGAACACUUUAAUAAGGAAAAAAUGAAAAUAGAUGAGGAGAACAGAAUGAGGCAUGAAAUAAACGUGAAGAGGAAGUUGUACGAGUUAAAGAUUAGGAAAGACUUUGAGGAGAAAAUUAGAAUUCGCAGGGAGAUGAACGAGAGGAAGGUAAUGGAGGAAGGUUCAAACAGGCAGGCAGAUAACGUCAACAUGGGGGAAAACCACCAUAAGGAAGACAUCCAUGUGGACGAAGCGGAGAAUGGCGCACGUGAAGGUCGACACGGGGAUGCAGCAAAGGCGAAGGAGGCACAACAGGAUAAGCAGAAAGAUGAGACAAAACCGGGAAAGGUUGAACAGAAGAAGAACAUCUUUGAAGAUUACUCCAGCGAUGGAAGCUAUUACAAAUACAUGUACAGAAAUCUUUACGAAGAAACAUGGAACAACAAAAUGAAAAGCCACUACCACGACGUGGGGGACAAUUUUUACCUGCAGGAUUGCUCAGAUCAUUUUUUCCUCAAUGCGAAGGCACACCCUUCAGUUGCCGAUUCCCUUUCGAACAGUUUUGACAAUGAGUUAAUAUCACUCAGCAGAAUAAAGUUUGACGACUUCGACUAUAAUUAUUUGAAUGAGGUUAACAGAUCUGUGUUGGAGAAAAAGGAAACCCCGCACCAUUCUCCCGGUCCGUCGGAUGAGGAAGAGGAGAUGGGAAGAAAUCCCAAUCUGUUGAAGCCGAAGGUUAUAUUGACUGACAGCGAAGGGAGCCCUAGAAGGAAAUGCGCACAAGGGAAUACACAAACGAAUGGUGGAGGCAAGAACGGAAGUAGCUUCAGCGAUUCGUCUUUAAUCAAAAGGAGAGUCAACUGUGGGGGUAGGAAAUCCCCCGACUGCUCACGCGUCCUACCGAACUCCAGUGCGUACAAACAAAACGACAGCGAGAAUAUUCUGAACAAGUUGCUGCUGAUAAAGCGCCAGAAUAGGGCGCGCGCGGGGGAACCGCGUGAAGAGGUGGAACCGGAUGAUGCAGAUGAUGUUGGCGAAGCAGACGAGGAGGAAGAACCAGAUGGAGAGACUGAAGCAGAGGGAGCGAUUGAAUCAGAUGGCGAAACUGAAGUGGAUGAGGAAAACAAAACCAGCGUGGACGAAGUCACCCUGCAGAAUGACCUACCUGAAGAGGAGAAUGCUCAUCUAGCCAAAAAGAAACAGACGCGAAACAAAGCAAGCUGCACCAAUGGUAAUAACAUGGGGGGAGGUAACCCCACCAUGCAGAAGAACAGCAGCCCAGGGGAAGAACAUUCGACGGAAAUAAAAAAAUCCAAUUUGAGAGAAACGGAUGUGGAAAAAGAAAGAAAGGUAAACGAAUGGGGAGAUAAAAACAGGCACAACAACCGUCAUUCGAAUAGUUUAGAGAAAGAUCAACAGAAUAAAUUGCCAAAUAAAUCGAGCGGAAGUGACGAAAGUGAAAACGAUGAAAACCAUCUGAAGCGUUCUCUAUCUUCAUCGGAUAACGGAAUUCCAAAAAUUAACAUACUGAACAAUAGGGAAAAUUAUAUUCCUCUAGACGUUGCUCUUAACUUCGUUAUAGACAAUGAGAAACUGAAAAAAACGAACGUGCAGAAGGAACACAAGGGAAGCCAAAAGAAGAAGACCUUCGUGCAGUGGCUGAUGGACGAGCGCAAGAAGAGACUAAAGAACAAUUUGCCCAUCGAUAUUUGA
Plasmodium coatneyi is the source of this 5241-nucleotide messenger RNA. RefSeq lists its product as uncharacterized. NCBI's taxonomy places the organism in Eukaryota, Apicomplexa, Aconoidasida, Haemosporida, Plasmodiidae. The coding region runs from base 1 to 5241 and encodes 1746 amino acids. The record is from RefSeq and is a predicted model, not a curated record. The transcript has 2 exons.